AUGUACAAUCGACCGUUGCGGACAUCCAUGGAUCUGCUACGAGCGCCGCGUGAACAGAUGCCAGCAAUUUGCACCGAAGCUACUUCAAGCCAACCGAGAACUUUCACAGCAAAGGAUCCUGUAUACGCUAAGGUCUACGCGAACAAUAAGUGGACUUGGGUAUCGGGCAUCAUAGUCGAGAAGAUAGGCAAGGUGAUGUACAAUGUCCGGUUUAACAAAAAGAUAAUUCGAUCCCACAUCAAUCAACUGAGGGCACGAGCAGCAUCAGAACCGGAUGCUGAGCAGAUGACUCAAUUGAAGAAGCAGCUACCAAUCAACAUCCUGUUGAAUGAGUGGAAGUUGUCUUGUCCUGCAUCACCUGCUGGGUUGGCAGCUACAUCACCACUGCUGGAACAGCAUGUCAAUCCGUCAUCAACAACGUCACCAGCGGAUAUGCCCUUGCCAUUCCCAGCAUUCUGUAGAAUAAAGUCAUCAUCAUCUUCGUCUUCAAAUUCAGCGGACUUCCAAUCCGCAAACGACUCGUCUCCUGCAAUCAAGGUACCUAGGCGCUCUUCUCGCAAUCGAAGGCCGCCUCAAUGGUUCCAGACAUACCACAGGUAUUAA
Messenger RNA from Toxorhynchites rutilus septentrionalis, 603 nucleotides. RefSeq lists its product as uncharacterized. The record is from RefSeq and is a predicted model, not a curated record. The transcript has a single exon. The coding region runs from base 1 to 603 and encodes 200 amino acids. Lineage: Eukaryota; Metazoa; Arthropoda; Insecta; Diptera; Culicidae.